This is a messenger RNA of Hirsutella rhossiliensis, 3165 nucleotides long. Its product is annotated as ABC transporter domain-containing protein. Gene Ontology annotation, molecular function: ATP hydrolysis activity; ATP binding; translation elongation factor activity. The transcript is spliced from 3 exons. The coding region runs from base 1 to 3165 and encodes 1054 amino acids. The record is from RefSeq and is a predicted model, not a curated record. NCBI's taxonomy places the organism in Eukaryota, Fungi, Ascomycota, Sordariomycetes, Hypocreales, Ophiocordycipitaceae.
AUGCCUUCCGAAAACGCCCAGUCCGUCAAGGUUCUGGACGAGCUCUUCCAAAAGCUCACCGUCUCCAAGGACGCGGCAGAGGUCAAGGAGUCAUCCAUUGAGCUCGCCAGCUUCAUCAACGGUCGCAUCGAGGACCAGGCCGUUCCUGCAAAGACUUUUGAGAGCUUCAAGAAGCAACUCGGCAACAAGAAGGAUGCCGUCGCCCGCGAGAGAGCUUGCACGGCCGUCGCCGCCAUUGCCUCGCACUCGGAAGUCUCGGCUUCCGUCGAGCCCUACCUCGUCGUCCUUCUCCCCAGCCUUUUGGCUGCUGUCGGCGACAAGAUCACGGCCGUCAAGAAUGCCGCCUCCGCCGCCGUCCUCGCCGUCGCCGGCGCUCUGAACGGCAAUGCCGUCAAGGCCGCCCUCCCCGCCAUCAUGGACUCUCUCCGCAACGCCCAGAAGUGGCCCGAGAAGAUGACGGCUCUCGACUUCAUUGACACCCUCAUCAAGACUGCCCCCGCCCAGCUGGCCUUCCGCGUCCCCGAGCUCAUCCCCGUCGUCUCCGAGUCCAUGUGGGACACCAAGAAGGAGGUCAAGGAACGCGCCUACAAGACCAUGGAGCAAAUCUGCCAGUUGAUCGUCAACAGGGAUAUCGAGCGCUUCAUCCCCGAGCUCAUCAAGUGUAUCGCAAAGCCCGAGAACGUCCCCGAGACGGUCCACUUGCUUGGUGCCACCACCUUCGUCACCGAGGUCCAGGAGCCCACUCUAGCCCUCAUGGUCCCCCUACUGGAUCGUGGUCUGGCCGAGCGCGAGACUGCCAUCAAGCGAAAAGCGGCCGUCAUUGUUGACAACAUGUGCAAGCUCGUCGACGACCCCAAUAUUGUCGCCCCUUUCCUGCCCAAGAUGAUGCCUGGCCUGCAAAAGAACUUUGACAACCUGGCUGAUCCCGAGGCUCGCGAGAAGACCAAGCAGGCCUUGGACACCCUCAGCCGCGUCGGCAACGUCAAGGACGGCAAGAUUCCCGAGGCCCGCAACGACGGUGACCUCAACGUCGUCCUUGGCAAGGUCAAGGAGGUCUUCACCGGCAAAUACGCCAACUACCUCGACAAGAUGGGCCCCGUCGCCGAGCACAUUGCCGCCAUUGCCGGCCAGCUCAUUGACGAGAAGGAGACCGAGUCCGCCGUUUGGGUUGAGAGCCUCAAGCCCUACGUUGCCGUCGUCACUGGUAUCGACAACGCCGAGUCCAUGGUCCAUAACCUGCGCAAGCGUGCCUCUCCAGGUGCCGCCGAGGCCGAGGAGGGCGAUGCCGACGACGAGGAGGGCGAGGAUCUCUGCAACUGCACCUUCUCCCUCGCCUACGGUGCCAAGAUUCUCCUCAAUCAGACUCAUCUGCGCCUCAAGCGCGGUCAGCGCUACGGUCUUUGCGGCCCCAACGGUUCCGGCAAGUCAACUCUAAUGCGCGCCAUCAACAACGAGCAAGUCGAGGGCUUCCCCAAGCAGAGCGAGGUCAAGACCGUCUUCGUCGAGCACGACCUCGACUCGGCCGACACCGAGAUGACCACCAUCGACUGGACCAUGAAGAAGCUGUCCGAGGCUGGUGUGACGACGACCCAGGCUGACGUCGAGAAGCAGCUGGUUGACUUUGGCUUCACCCCGAUCAUGAUCAGCGGCGAAAUCACCGCCUUGUCUGGUGGCUGGAAGAUGAAGCUUGCCCUGUGCCGUGCCGUCUUCGAGGCUCCCGACAUUCUGCUGCUCGACGAGCCCACCAACCAUUUGGACGUGAAGAACGUCAAGUGGCUGGAGGACUACCUCACCAACUCUCCCUGCACCUCCAUUAUCGUCUCUCACGACUCUAGCUUCCUCGACAACGUUUGCCAGCACAUUGUCCACUACGAGCGCUUCAAGCUCAAGCGCUACCGCGGCAACCUGGCCGAGUUCGUCAAGCGCGUGCCGUCUGCCAAGUCGUACUACGAGCUCGGCGCCUCCGAGAUGGAGUUCGCCUUCCCCGAGCCCGGUUUCCUCGAGGGCGUCAAGACCAAGGCCAAGGCCAUUCUGCGCGCCACCAGGAUGUCAUUCCAGUACCCCGGCACCUCGAAGCCUCAGAUCAUGGACAUUAGCUUCCAGUGCUCUCUCGGCUCUCGUAUUGCCGUCAUCGGUCCCAACGGUGCCGGCAAGUCGACCCUGAUCAACGUCUUGACGGGUGAGCUCAUCCCGACCCAGGGUGAGAUCUACCAGCACGAGAACAUCCGUAUCGCCUACAUCAAGCAGCACGCCUUUGCCCACAUCGACAACCACCUGGACAAGACGCCCUCAGAGUACAUCCAGUGGCGAUUUCAGACUGGUGAGGAUCGCGAGACCAUGGACCGAGCCAACAAGAUCAUCACCGAGGCCGACGAGAAGGCCAUGGACAAGAUCUUCAUGGUCGAAAACACGCAGCGCCGCGUCAUUGGCAUCAACUCGCGCAGAAAGUUCAAGAACAGCUACGAGUACGAGUGCUCGUUUGCGAUCGGCGAAAACGUGGGCAUGAAGAACGAGCGCUGGACGCCCAUGAUGACGGCGGACAACGCUUGGCUGCCCCGAAACGAGCUGCUGGCCUCUCACCAGAAGAUGGUUGCCGACGUGGACAUGAAGGAGGCCCUGGCCUCCGGCCAGUUCCGUCCCCUGGUCCGCAAGGAGAUUGAGGUGCACUGCGCCAACUUUGGCCUCGACGCCGAGCUCGUCUCCCACUCUCGCAUGCGCGGCCUGUCUGGUGGCCAGCGUGUCAAGACUGUGCUGGCUGCUUGCUCGUGGCAGCGCCCCCAUCUCAUCGUUCUCGACGAGCCCACCAACUACCUGGACCGCGACUCGCUCGGUGCCCUGUCCAAGGCCCUGAAGAAGUUCGAGGGCGGUGUCAUCAUCAUCACCCACUCGGCCGAGUUCACCAAGGACCUGACGGAAGAGGUCUGGGCCGUCAUGGACGGUCAGAUGACGCCUUCGGGCCACAACUGGGUCAGCGGUCAGGGCGCUGGUCCCCGCCUCAAGCAGGGUGACGAUGACGAAGAGGACAAGUUUGAUGCCAUGGGCAACAAGAUUGUCACGACCAAGAAGAAGGCGAAGCUGACGUCUUCCGAGGCGCGUAAGAAGAAGAAGGAGCGCAUGGCUCGCCGCAAGCGUGGUGAGGAGGUGUUCAGCGACGAGGACGAGUAA